Molecule: messenger RNA, 1904 nt
Organism: Archocentrus centrarchus (flier cichlid)
Lineage: Eukaryota; Metazoa; Chordata; Actinopteri; Cichliformes; Cichlidae
Exons: 7
Coding region: 493-1563 (356 amino acids)
Biological process (GO): positive regulation of T cell proliferation; T cell costimulation; immune response
Cellular component (GO): external side of plasma membrane
Source: RefSeq, a predicted model, not a curated record
AUUAGAAAUUACACUGAAGCAGAGCUGUUUGAAGACGGCAGACUGACUCAUUUUAAGGUGCUGUUUUCUCUGUCGCUACUCGGCAGGUUGACUCCGUCAGUGCACUUUAAAUAGUAUAAUUAGAGUUUCGACCAUUUAAGUUGCAUUUCUUUGGCAUGUUGCACAAUAUUGAAUUCUGUUAAAAGUCAGUUAUUCUCCUUCCUGACUCGUUCCGCGCGAGAGCGCAGUGACUGACCAAUCCCGGACACCAAUGACAGAUGAGCUGAUGUGAACCCAACUUUUGAUUGGUUUACACUGUUUAGGUUAGUGGGAAGUAGGAGAAAGUUUUUAGCCGAUCCAUCGAAGACGCGCAGGACUCACAGAGGAGACGCGCAGUGGAAAAAUGAUUUAGUUUCAUCUGAAAAACAGCUCAUUUGUUGCUGAACAUCUAUAGCUGGGAAUAAAACGUGCAAAGUGUUUUAAAGCCGGAGGAGGAGAAUUCAUAACAAGGAAAUGGCUGCGGGGAGAUUUGCGGCACUUCGCUGGAGUUUGCUGUCCGUCUGCGUCCUGUUGAUCUCUGCAGAGCAGAAAAACAUCACAGCUGAGUCUGGACAGAAUGUCACUCUGAUAUGUCGAGCCCCAAACAACAACAACAACAACAACAAAACCAUCGUAGGUGUAGAGUGGAGCAGAGCUGACCUGAAGGAAGAAUAUGUCCUUUUGUACCGCGAUGACUUUGAACUGUAUAAACAGCAUCCGGCCUUUAAGAGCCGGGUGGAUCUGCAGGACAGUCAGAUGAAGGAUGGAGACGUGUCUUUGAUUCUGAAGAACGUGACGACUGCUGACAGUGGAAGAUAUGAGGCUCGUGUGAAGAUGGGAAAAACAUUCAGGAAGAGAGCUUAUCUGGACGGUGACCCCUUCUGUACCUUCAACCUGAGAGUUGUCCCUCAUGGGCAGAAAAUAAUCACAGCUGAAUCUGGACAGAACGUCACUCUGACAUGUCGAGGUCCAAAUCACAUCAUCGCUGUAGAGUGGAGCAGAGCUGAUCUGAAGUCACAGUAUGUGUUUGUAUGGUGGGAAGGUCAGGUUCUUCCAGAAGAGCAGCAUCAGUAUUUUAAGAACCGGGUGGAUCUGCAGGACAGACAGAUGAAGGAUGGAGACGUGUCUGUGAUUCUGAAGAACGUGACGAUUAAUGAUGCUGGAACAUACGAGUGUCGUGUCCAGAGAGGAGAUGACAGUGUGGAGCUCAUCAGCAUCAUCACCCUGAGUGUUGCUCCUCCAGGUCCAACAGAACAAAACCAAGAAGAUGGAGGGAAGGAGGAUGGAGCCAGAAGAGCACAUCUUCCACUGGUAGAACAGUCCCCCGAGAACUGGUCCUCUGCGAGCAGGACUAGGCCGGAUGACCUGUCUAACCACUGGUCCACUGCGUACGGGACUACGGUGGAUGAUCUGUACAAUGACCGGUCCACUGCAAGCUGGACUAGAGUGGACAACCUGUCUUACCACUGGUCCACUGUAAGCGGUACUAGGGUUGACGACCUGUCCAACCACUGGUCCUCUACAAGUGAGACUAGGAUACAUUAAGGGUACAACAUGAAUUCAAGAGAGUGGAGUUUGUAUGUAGUUAAAUCCCCGUAUGUCCUGAAGACGUGGGCUGGUUUGAGACCAGAUGACCCCGGUCAACAUGGAGUCCUGGUGAGCCACCUUCAGCCACCAAGGAGCUGCUGCAAACACAAGUUGGCAGGAGACAGGAACAGUCGGUGCCAAGUGAAACCCCACCUUUGUUCACUUUAAUGCCAAAAGUGUUCUCUCCUAGUUUCUAUCAUAAACUGUAAAAGCUGGAAGAUGGUCACUCUUAUCAUUUAUCAGGAGUCCAUUUACUGUAUUAACUGUAAUUUCCCCAUUGUGGGACUAAUAAAGGUAUU